AUGGAUCCUUACUCGGCAGAAGGCGAGCUGAUAAAUAUUCACAAUCAUUUCCACCAGGGCCAAUACCAAGAGGUUAUCGACUUUGACACGUCUGCUCUCUCCUCCGAAAAUGCCCUACCCGCCCGAGUACUCGCCCUCCGAGCUCGCAUUGCUUUAGGACAAGCAGAAGAAGCAAUCGCCGACGUUCAAGGAGAAUCGGAACCUGAGUUAGUAGCAGUGCGCGCCUUAGCCGAGUACAGCUUAGGGAAGAAAGAUGCGGCCGUUCAAACUAUCGAAGAGCUUGCCUCGUCAGCCAGCGAUAACCAGACAGUCCAAGUUCUUGGAGGAACAGUCCUGCAAGCUGCUGGCAAAUCAGAGGAAGCUCUUGCGCUCUUGUCACAACACUCUGGUAGCCUUGAUGCUGUCGCUUUGAUUACGCAAAUCCAUCUUCAGCAAAACAGGACCGAUUUAGCCCUUAAAGAAGUAGCCGCGGCUAGGCGGUGGGCGCAAGAUAGUCUACUUGUCAACUUAGCAGAGUCGUGGGUUGGCUUACGACUGGGAGGAGAUAAGUACCAGCAGGCAUUUUACGUAUUCGAAGAGCUCGCACAAGCACCCUCUACAUCUUCGAUCGUCUCCCUCGUCUCCCAGGCAGUAUGCGAGUUACAUCUAGGUCGGGUCGAAGAAGCACAGAGUGCUCUCGAGCAAGCCGUGCAGAAACAACCCGAAUACGCGGGAGCUAUUGCCAAUUUAUUGGUUUUGUCAAUCAUCACCGGCAAGGAUGCUGCCGCUGUUUCUGAGCUUACAAGUUCCUUAAAGAAAGCCGCCCCUGAACACACAUUCCUAGUCGACCUCGAAGAAAAGAGCGAAUCAUUUGACAAGGCGGCCGCUAAGUUUAGUGCAAAGGUGUCGGCUUAA
This is a messenger RNA of Daldinia childiae, 894 nucleotides long. RefSeq names its product Coatomer subunit epsilon-1. Gene Ontology annotation, molecular function: structural molecule activity; protein binding. The transcript has 4 exons. Gene Ontology annotation, biological process: endoplasmic reticulum to Golgi vesicle-mediated transport; retrograde vesicle-mediated transport, Golgi to endoplasmic reticulum; intra-Golgi vesicle-mediated transport. Bases 1 to 894 code for a protein of 297 amino acids. Gene Ontology annotation, cellular component: COPI vesicle coat. NCBI's taxonomy places the organism in Eukaryota, Fungi, Ascomycota, Sordariomycetes, Xylariales, Hypoxylaceae. The record is from RefSeq and is a predicted model, not a curated record.